Messenger RNA from Pyrus x bretschneideri (Chinese white pear), 988 nucleotides. RefSeq names its product small acidic protein 1-like. The coding region runs from base 27 to 320 and encodes 97 amino acids. Lineage: Eukaryota; Viridiplantae; Streptophyta; Magnoliopsida; Rosales; Rosaceae. The record is from RefSeq and is a predicted model, not a curated record. The transcript is spliced from 2 exons.
UACAAAAACAGAAUUAAAGAAAGGACAUGUCGUCGUCAAGAGCAAGACAAAAUAAAAAAGCGAGCACUCCGGCGGAAAGCCAAAACGUGAGACGCUCCAUAGCCAUAGCUUCCGCAAGGCAGAGGCAAUUUGAAGUGAUGAGGCCAACGGCCAUGGACUUCUUCAGCGACAUGGACGAUCAGGGCUCCACCAUGGCCAUGGACGUUGACGACGUCGACCCAAUCGAGGCGUUCGGCGAGGGCAUCAGCGAGAGCAAGCUGGCCGACGCCGAUUUCUUCAACUCCUUCCAGGACGAUUUCGACGACACCGACAUCAACUGAACCAGCUAGCCAGAUCGUCUUCUUCUCCUUCGUAGCCAUGCAGUUAUGUGCUCUUUUUCAAAUUCUAGGUGCUUAUGAAUUGAGGGUGAAACCAGUUGGGGUCUUGGUUAUCAUUUUUGCCUUUUGAGGAGUAUCUAGUUGGAAACUUGAGAUGAUGAGUUACGGUGUUGUCUGGGACAGAGAGUUGAAUUACAGCGGUCUGGAGUAUGGUGAUAUUUGAAAUGUGGAUUAAGCGGAUGGUGUUUCUUGCAUUCUAUAAUAUGAGCCGAGGAUGAGCGAUAUUUGAAAUGAAUGACAAGUAUAUUGGAAAGUGGCAGGAGUGGGAGCUGGUUCAAAGAGAAGGGAUUCAACAGCAUCAACUCGAACCGCGUGGCUAAGAAAAGCAGUCAUCCAUAACCGUAACAGGAUCAGAGGCAACCACCAUGGCCAUGACUCAAUUCCAUGGGCAUGUUCGAACCCGAAUUUAUCCGGAACCGGAGGAAGAAGCAGCAGCCAUGGCAAUGGCGAUGUACACAAUGUUCGACCGCCGUGGACCUAGAACGACAGACUGCUCUGAAUCGCACUAUGUCUUUGCGGUGCUAAACUGCGCCUGCUUGAUUGAUGGAGGUUGGAGAAGAAAAAGCAAAAAAAUGUAUUGAAAUCCAAAAUUCCGACCUGCUGGAUUACUA